This is a messenger RNA of Closterium sp. Naga37s-1, 948 nucleotides long. The record is from the annotation of a GenBank genome assembly. NCBI's taxonomy places the organism in Eukaryota, Viridiplantae, Streptophyta, Zygnematophyceae, Desmidiales, Closteriaceae.
AUGAGUGGCGGCAAGGCCGCUCGUGGCAAGCAGGCUCGUGGCAAGCAGGCUGGUGGCAGCAUGGCACCGCGCAGCCCGUGGGCGAAGCAGCUGCUGCGAGAGCACCAGGCCGGGGCGGAGGUUGCUGAAGAGCAGCAGGCGGAGCUAGUGAGAAAGCUCAGGCUGGAGCUUGUUAAACGGCACCACGUGGACCUCGGAAGAGAGACUCAGUGGGCACGUGGGGAUGUGGUGCGGGAGGGCCUCUUCAAGCGUGUGAAGGAGCACAACAAGUCACUGGCGGGGAAGCGGAAGCGAGAUGGUGGUGCUGCUGCUGAUGGUGGUGAUGGCCGUAGCAGCACGGACGGAGACACAGGGCGCCUCAGCGGCAGUGGCAGCGGCAAGUCAAGGCGCACAGCGCCUGCCAGUCCUGCGGAGACCGCUGCCGCUACACGCAACCGCUCCAGCCGCCUGAGUCAGUCAACUAUGAUGACGGCACGUGCGGAGCAGAGGUGCGGAGCACCGCAGCAGGGGGGGGCAUCAGUUGGAGAAGAGUCAGAUCCUGAAAACUCAGUGUUUCCAGGCAACAGUCGGGGUGUUGCUGCGUUCUUCGUCCCUGACCUGAACCUGCCUGCUGCUGCUGGAGCUGGCGAUGCUGGUGGUAAUGGUGGUGGCAGCGGCGGCGCAGGUGGUGAUGAUGGUGGUGGUAGUGGUGACGCUGGUGGUGGUGAUGGUGGUGACGCUGGUGGUGGUGAUAGUGGUGACACUGGUGGUGGUGAUGCUGGUGAUGCUAGUGGUGAUGCUGGUGGUGACGCUGGUGGUGAUGGUGGUGGUGAUGGUGGUGGUAACGCUGGUGGUGGUGACGCUGGUGGUGAUGCUGGUGGUGAUGCUGGUGGGCCAGCAGCAUUGACAGGCUGUCGUGAAAGGCUUGAAGCGCAUAUUACGAGACGUCGCUCCUUUCCGUCUCAAAAG